AUCAGACGAGGUAUGCCUGUUGCAGCCUGUGAGAGGCAGAGGUGGGCGGUGCACUUUAAAUCAGGCUAGACAAGUGUUGGGGGAGUGUGUGUGAUGCUACAACCUCCUUAUAAAGGGACUCUCUCUCGCGUUGUGGCUUGGAAAUUAGAGCAUUGCCUAAAAUUGAGGUAUCCACAUACACAAUCUCAAACACGCCGAGUCACCGAGAACCGCUGCCAUGAACCGGAUGAACGUUGAGGAAAUGAUCCGCAGGGCCGAGACGCCUGUCUUCUGGGUCGGUGCCUUCACUGUGGCCUCCUUUUCGCUGUGGCUGCUCUACAAGCUGCUCUUGGGCAUCAGGAUCUGGGUCUUGGGAAAUGGACGGCUGCUCUCCCCGGCGCUGGGCAAAUGGGCAGUUGUGACGGGUGCCACGGAUGGAAUUGGGAAAUCGUAUGCGGAGGAGUUGGCUCGUCGAGGAUUUGCCAUGAUGUUGAUCAGUCGCUCCCAAGAAAAGCUGGAAGAUGUGGCCCGAUCACUUGAGGAGCAGUAUAACGUGGAAACUAAGACAAUUGCUGUUGACUUUGGCAAGACGGACAUCUACCCAAAGGUCGAAGCAGGAUUGGCUGGUCUGGAAAUUGGGGUUCUAGUUAACAAUGUUGGAGUGUCCUACCCUUACCCAGAGUAUUAUCUCCAUAUUCCUGAUUUGGAAAAUUUCAUCACAAAUAUGAUAAAUGUCAACAUGACCUCUGUGUGCCAGAUGACCCGUCUUGUGUUGCCCAGAAUGGCUGAGAGGUCCAAAGGUGUCAUCCUCAAUAUCUCCUCUGCAAGUGGCAUGUACCCUCUCCCUCUGCUUACACUCUAUUCAUCCACCAAGGCCUUCAUGGAUUUCUUCUCACGUGGCCUUCAGGAGGAGUACAGACGCCAGGGCAUCAUCAUCCAGAGUGUGCUGCCCUUCUUUGUGGCCACGAAAAUGACUCGUAUUAGGAAGCCAACACUUGAUAAACCCACACCAGAGCGUUAUGUUGCAGCUGAGCUCACAACUGUGGGUCUGCAGAACCAAACCAAUGGCUACUUCCCUCAUGCCGUCAUGGGUUGGGUGACCACCAAGCUGGUGCCAAACAGCAUUGUUAUCUUCCUGGGAGCCACAAUGAACCGCCUUCAGCGCACGGGAUACCUGCAGAGGAGGAAGCUGCGGGAGCAGAAGAAUGGAGCAAGUUUGAAAAGUGAAUAGAAGGUCAACUAUUGAUGCUGGCAGGCCCAUUGCAGUGUUUGGGAAAGAUGGAAAUGUGUAUAAUUCAUCCUCUGAAGUCUGCCUAAGAUGCAACCGAUUUGUGCCUUUGAUUAAAUGUGCACAUCAGAGCAUGUUUUAACUUGUUUGAAACUGCAUUUGUCUACCCUGACACUGGUCUUGGGAGAAAUGGCCAAAGUAGUUAAGAAGUGAUAUCAUAAAGUGCUAAUAUUACCAAAGGUCAGCAAUAUUUGUUGUUUGUUUGUUUGUUUUUGGUCAAUGACACUGAUGGUGGGAAUAAUAGUGACGUGUUUAACCCUGCUGUUGUAGGCAGUGGAAAACGGUGAUGGGUAUCUUGUCAUUUUAUGUAGAACUAUUUAUUGUAUAUUUGUAUGAACACACGAGCCAGACCCAAACAUUUUGAAACCAUUUUGUUUACUAAUCGGAGACCUUUAAAGAUGGCAGUAUCUGCAUGUCACUAUUUUUAAUCAUAUUAGUUUACUUGUUUCUUUGGAUAAACUUGCUGUCUUUUUUUCUUUCCUUUUUCCGGUAUUGCAUGUUUGUUUAUUUAAAUGUCACACUAUGGUGGGUUAGUAGAUGCAUCAAUUUAUUACUUCGAAGCCAGUAUUUUUUCAUAGUGCUGCAGUGCAUUCCUCAUUACAUUAUAUCUGCCAAAUAGUUAGGUUCAGUGAUGGGAUAUUUGAUUUAACUUCUAGAUACUGGAUCUUGUCAACUGUUACUGGGAAGUACUUACCUGGGAAUUACUGAUUACGGAUUUAUUUUCUUUUAAUUUGCCUAAUGACAAUGUCAACCUUGAUAUUUUUGUGUGUGUGUGUGCAUGUAUUUGUGUGUGUGUGUAUAUAUACAUAUACGUAUAUGUGUAUAUAUAUGUGUGUGUAUCUCCAAUGAUUUCUGUAGAAUUUUUUUUCUUUUUUUUUAACAUCAAAAUUAGAAGGUUAUAGUAUCUGCUUUAGUUUCAGACUUGUUAAAAUACAAUUGAUAAAUAUAUUUUAAAUAUUAGAUCAUGGCAAUGCUGAUUUUUUUUUUUAACAGUCAUCUCUCAAAUCAAUGCACCAUAUGAUGUGCUCUGACCUGUGCCUUUGGAGAAGUAGUGUUUGUGAAUGUUUUUCCUCUCUAAUCUUUUAUAUUCUUGGAAGUUUCUUCAUGUAAAUGUAAUAUUUACAAUUCUUUCGCUGAUGGCAAAUUAUGUUUUCUACUGUUUGUUAAUAAAAGUUUUGUCAAAA
Molecule: messenger RNA, 2451 nt
Organism: Menidia menidia (Atlantic silverside)
Lineage: Eukaryota; Metazoa; Chordata; Actinopteri; Atheriniformes; Atherinopsidae
Source: the annotation of a GenBank genome assembly